Molecule: messenger RNA, 1766 nt
Organism: Schizophyllum commune H4-8
Lineage: Eukaryota; Fungi; Basidiomycota; Agaricomycetes; Agaricales; Schizophyllaceae
Product: Metallo-dependent phosphatase
Exons: 5
Coding region: 73-1488 (471 amino acids)
Biological process (GO): polyphosphate catabolic process
Cellular component (GO): cytoplasm
Molecular function (GO): phosphatase activity; endopolyphosphatase activity
Source: RefSeq, a predicted model, not a curated record
CUACCGCGUUCAAGUUCCCCCGUACACAUGUCUUAGCAUCUUGAUUCGCUUCCUUGUUGCCUUCCUACGCCCAUGUUGGAGAUUCGUCAAUCCCUUGCCUUUGGAGCCUUCACGGGCUUCAUUGUCUUCGUUCUCUACCGCGGGAUAUCCUACGAGGCGCAUAGAUCGACCGCGUACGAUGUGGACGAGGUCGACGUGCAGGCUGUCAGCCUUCCGGACUUCAGCGCGUAUAGGGACAUCGCUACGCUGUCUACGGACGAGUUCCCUCUAGACGAUCCCCAUAGACGGGUUAUAAUAGUUGGGGACAUACAUGGCAUGAACAAGGAGAUGCACCGCCUCCUCGAAAAGCUCAACUACGACGAGAGCUCCGACAAGUUCAUCCAUGUCGGCGACCUUGUCGCCAAGGGUCCGCACAAGGGCUCCCUGGCCGUUCUCUCCUACAUGUCCUCGCACAACAUCACCGGCGUCCGCGGCAAUCACGACCAGAAGGUCAUCGAAUGGCGCGGCUGGCUCGACUGGAUCCACGCGCAGCCUGGCGGCAAGAAGUGGCUCACGGCCCUCAACGACGACUGGGAGUCGCACAAGGUCGACGACGACCAGCUCUCCGAGUGGAUUGAGAAGGCGAAGAAGAAGCACAAGAGCAAGUGGUGGCGGAAGGUUCCCGACGGGUGGAGGCUCUUCAGCGACCACUACCGGAUCGCACGUGAUAUGCGGAAGGAGGACUUCGAGUAUCUGAAGAACCUCCCAUUGAAGAUCCACAUCCCAUCUGCGCACGCGUUCAUCGUCCACGCCGGACUGCUACCUUCGGAUCCGAACUACAAGCCGAACCACAAGCGUCAGCCGCUAGCCAGGAUUCCGAGCCUGCCAAAGGAUCUGGCGAGCUCGAGCAAGGAAUCCGCGCUGCGCGAGAUUCAGGAGCGCGCCAUCCUGACGGAGGUGCCGCAGAACACGGAUCCGUGGACGAACAUUAACAUGCGCAGCGUGUUGGACGAUGGUGAUGUGACGAGGAAGGGCAACGACGGUACACCCUGGUCCCACUACUGGAAUCGGGAUAUGAAGAGCUGCGUUGGGUACGACGGAAGUCUGCGUCUCGGAGACGAGGAAGAGGUGGAGAAGCACAAGGAUCGGGAGCUUCCUUGUAUGCCUUCGACGGUCGUAUACGGGCAUGCGGCGGCCCGUGGUCUCGACGUGAAGCGGUGGUCCAUCGGUUUGGACAGCGGGGCUGUCUACGGUCGCCGCCUCACCGCGCUCAUCCUUUCCUACAAGGAUCAGAAGAUCUACGAGACUAUUGAAGGUGACGAGACGGUCGACGAGGACGAGGACGAUGAUGAAGAGGAUGAAGACGACGACGACGACGAUGAAGACGAUGAUGAAGAUGAGGAUGACCGCAAGCGCCAGCAGCCUUCAUUGUCACGGCGGAAGAAGCACCGCAAGUGGGCGCGGUUUGGCGAUCGCGGGAGGGGGAAGUUGGUCAGUGUGAAAGUGUGAAGUGCUCUCGAGGCGUCAGGAUCCGGCCCUCUUGAAGAUGCGCUGUACGUUUUCUUGGAUCUGCCGCUUGGUUGUGACGCGUCAAACUCGUCAUUGUGUCCUCUUGCGCUCAUCUCUUGCCCGGGACCAGCGCAUCAGUGACUCUGUUUGGUUGUCCACCGCGCUACUGAUAGCAAUGUAUUUCUAGAGUCCAUGUUGUCUCAUACCUUACUCUUCACCACCUGUCCUCCCUGUAGAAUGGCAGUGGUCGUAAUAUGCUUGAGUUCGCUUCUCUCGAG